Scheffersomyces coipomensis is the source of this 1122-nucleotide messenger RNA. RefSeq names its product casein kinase 2 regulatory subunit (gene CKB2). Gene Ontology annotation, molecular function: protein kinase regulator activity. The record is from RefSeq and is a predicted model, not a curated record. Lineage: Eukaryota; Fungi; Ascomycota; Pichiomycetes; Serinales; Debaryomycetaceae. The transcript has a single exon. Gene Ontology annotation, biological process: regulation of transcription by RNA polymerase III. Gene Ontology annotation, cellular component: protein kinase CK2 complex; UTP-C complex; cytoplasm. The coding region runs from base 255 to 1022 and encodes 255 amino acids.
AGUUUUAAAAAUUAUCACCAAAUGAGAUUUAAAAUUGAUAAUAUGGUUAACCAUCGUAAUCAUUCAUAUUUAAACACAUACAUCUCAUCAUUUAAAGGGUUUCAAUUCUGUAUUUUGUAUAUAUAUCACAUAUUGGUGAUUGACUGUUGAAGAUAAAGUACUGUAUUCAAUUGAUUGGGAGAAGGUUUAGCAUAUAUUUUACUACUACAAUAGGUGACGACGACGAUAACUCAUAAUAAUAAUCAUAUAUAACGAUGGCCAGUGAAGAAUAUAUUUCCGAUUCAAGUUCUGACUUUACUGAAUAUUGGAUCGAUUUAUUCUUAGGGAUUAAAGGUAAUGAAUAUUUCUGUGAUGUUGAUGAUGAAUAUAUUCGUGAUCGAUUCAAUUUAACCGGUUUAAAUCAAGAAGUGAAUAAAUUACCUACUUUAAUCGAUAUAAUAACGGAUCUUCUUGAUAUAGAGCUGCAACCUGAAGAACAUAGAGAUGCUUUGGAACAUAAUGCUAGAAUCUUAUAUGGAUUGAUUCAUGCUAGAUAUAUUUUAACUUCAAGAGGAUUAAAUAAAAUGUUUGAAAAAUUUAGAAAUGGAGAUUUUGGGUAUUGUCCCAGAGUUCAUUGUCAAUUACAUCCUUUAUUACCGAUUGGUCUUAAUGAUCAACCAAGAUUAGCAUCAGUUAAAUUAUAUUGUGCCAAAUGUGAAGAUUUAUUUAAUCCAAAAUCAGGUAGACAUUCCAUUAUUGAUGGCGCUUAUUUUGGUACAUCAUUUCCGGCUAUGUUUUUUCAAUAUUUUCCUCAAGUAAUACCGGUUCAUCCUAAGGAAACUUAUGUACCAAAAGUAUUUGGAUUUAAAUUACAUGAAUAUUCAAAAUUAAAUAGAUGGAGAGAAUUACAAAGAAUUAAAUUGGAAAAGAGAUUAACUAAUCAUGGUAUUGAAAUAACUAAUGUUGCUGGGGGGUUCAUAGUAGAGAAUAAUGAAGAUCAAAGUCAAGAUCUAGAAGAAUCUUCAUCUCAACAACUUCCUUAAAUGAGUUUAAUUCAUUCCAAUUUGUAUAAUACUUUAUAUUAAUUUAGCAUCUUUUUUUUUUAUGUAAAUAAAUUGUUUGGAAAUAAUAGAUUUGAUUAAA